Messenger RNA from Erythranthe guttata (spotted monkey flower), 1346 nucleotides. The record is from RefSeq and is a predicted model, not a curated record. Lineage: Eukaryota; Viridiplantae; Streptophyta; Magnoliopsida; Lamiales; Phrymaceae.
CUCUCUAUAUAUACAUUGUCUAUCAUCCUUCACAAAUCACAUCUAGUUAUUGCUAAUACAUUACACUCUAGCAAAAUCAAGAAAUAUAUAUAUAUACUUCUUAGCACUUAUAAAAAAUGGUGGGGUACGAUUGGGCAAAAGAGAUGAAGGAAUUCGACUCGACGAAAGCCGGUGUUAAGGGUCUCGCCGAUGCUGCUCUCUCCGAGAUCCCAAAACUCUUUAUCCAUUCACCUGAGUUUUUGCACAGCAAUCCAAUACUCAAACCCACCGAUGCUGGCGACGCGCAGCUCGAUCUCCCCACCAUUGACUUUCAGGGUGUGGCGGAGGAGCAAGGACGGCGGCAGGUGGUGGUGGAGGAGAUCCGCAAGGCGGCGCAAGAAUGGGGGUUCUUCAGAAUAGUGAACCACGGCAUUCCAUUGGAGACGAUGGACGCCAUGCUGGACGCUACUAAGCUAUUCCACGAGCAGCCCACCGAAGAGAAGAAGCCGUUUUACUCGUCAGAUAGCAGCAGGAGAGUCAAAUUCAACAGCAAUUUACCUGUCCUCGAAAACAACGCCGCCUGUUGGAGGGAUGUUCUCAGCUGCGUUUUCCUCGACGAUCAACUCGACCCUCAAGAUUUGCCUUCUGCCUGCAGAAAGGAAGUGCAAGAGUAUGUGAAAUACAUGAUAGAACUGAGGGAGGUAAUGGCGGAGCUGCUGUCGGAGGCACUAGGGCUUCCGAGCGACCAUCUCUCGAACAUAGAGUGCAUGAAAAGUCAGGCACUUGCAUGCAACUAUUACCCAAAAUGCCCUCAGCCCCACAAAACAAUUGGCUCAUCAAAACAUUCAGACACUACUUUUCUAACACUGUUGAUGCAAGACAGCAUAGGGGGGCUCCAAAUUCUCCACAACGAUGAAUGGAUGGAUGUGCCGGCGGCACGUGGGGCACUCAUAGCAAACAUAGGAGAUCUGAUGCAGAUAAUAAGCAACGACAGGUUCAUAAGCGUGGAGCACAGAGUUGUGGCUCAGUCUGUGCAGAGGGUUUCGGUAGCGAGUUUCUUCACACCGAGUCUGAAAGCAAUGGGGAAGCCAUUUGAGCCGAUAAAAGAGCUUCUCUCUCAUGAAAAUCCGGCACUCUACAGAGAGUUCCUAUUCAGGGAAUACUGCGAACAUUACAAGACUAAAUUCCAGGGCGUUACCUCUGCCAAGCCUCAUUACAAGAUCCGAUGAUUAUAUACAGUGUCUCGGAUUUCUUCGAUCGAUCAGCUACCAGCAAUAAUAAUAACAAUAAUAUUUGUCGUCCUUUUUCAGCAUCUUCAUGUAAUAUUUAUGUACUUGCAUUUUAAGUGUUUUUUAUUGAUUGUGCCU